Lotus japonicus is the source of this 1228-nucleotide messenger RNA. Its product is annotated as dof zinc finger protein DOF3.5-like. Bases 287 to 1105 code for a protein of 272 amino acids. Gene Ontology annotation, molecular function: DNA-binding transcription factor activity; DNA binding. The transcript has a single exon. The record is from RefSeq and is a predicted model, not a curated record. Gene Ontology annotation, biological process: regulation of DNA-templated transcription. Lineage: Eukaryota; Viridiplantae; Streptophyta; Magnoliopsida; Fabales; Fabaceae.
AAUUUCUCUUCAAUUUUCCCUCUCUCUCUCACACACACAUACUGACAAAAUUAGCAUAGAGAGAGGGAUAUGUGUUGUGCCAACAACAUGUAUUCUUUUAUGUCACAUAUGUAGGAAUAGACUUGUUUUGUGAUGGAAACAUGGUUUUAGUGAUUUCGGCCAGGAUGUCAAGGAUUUGGAGUUUUUUUAGGUGGUUGUGAUUUCAGCCAUAAUAGCCACGUUUAUUCACAAUUUUCUGCACUAGGAAAGACUGCAAACUUGACCGCGACCGCAAUCUAAAUGCUUGAUGGAGAAUUCUGGGUGGAAGCCUAGUAAUGUGGAGAUAUCACCAAAUUGUCCAAGGUGUGGUUCUUCCAACACCAAAUUCUGCUACUACAACAACUACAGCUUAACUCAACCAAGGUAUUUUUGCAAGGGCUGCAGAAGGUACUGGACUAGAGGUGGGUCCCUCCGAAACGUUCCGGUUGGCGGUGGAUGCAGGAAGAACAGAAGAGGGAACAAGAACUUCAGACAAUCCAUUGAUGGUCUUACUUUCAGAAAUUCACCUACAGAUCAUCAUAACCCAAUUGGCCAGUGUUAUGAACCUAGGAAAAAUGUUAAUUCACCUUCUAGCUCUUCAGGUGUGACUGAGGGAUCAGACAUUGAUCUUGCACAAGUUUAUGCAAAUUUUCUCCAUCAGAAGCCAGAUUCAGGAGCAGGGAUUGAGAAUAAUAUUCCGGAUCAUCAAUUGCAAACAGUUUUUGAUCCUUCUCUUGAAAAUUCAAGUUCUUUGCCUGAAGAACUUUGUCUUACUGGGUGUUUGAAUCUUCCUGAACAACAUUCCACAAAGUCCAACGUGGGUGAGGGUGAUAAUAACCAAAUGUACUAUAGCGAGUUCAACUCUAUGCAAAGGCUUCAAAAAGAGACUAUGAGUGAUGUUGAGCUUCCACCUUUGCCAGGUGAAGAAGCUGAAGCCUCACAUGAUGUGAUGUGGUCAAAUUCUGAAGAGAUGAUGAUGAACCAUGAUGCAUUUCAAAUCACACAAGAGCCACCACUUCUUGGACCUCAAGUUCAUGAUGAUGCUGACUUGUUAAUGGGUAAUUGGUGCCCCUUUGAUUUGCCUUGAGAUAAGAUUUAUUUGAUUGUUGCAUUUUUUUGCUUGUUAACUAUUGUAGUUAUAUAUAUACUACAGUAUAGAAUACAUAUCGUUGAUGACAAAUAAUUCGAGGUUGUAAACAAACAGUCUUUG